Messenger RNA from Exserohilum turcica Et28A, 2145 nucleotides. RefSeq lists its product as uncharacterized. The transcript has 7 exons. Lineage: Eukaryota; Fungi; Ascomycota; Dothideomycetes; Pleosporales; Pleosporaceae. Gene Ontology annotation, cellular component: mitochondrial outer membrane; nucleus; cytosol. Bases 1 to 2145 code for a protein of 714 amino acids. The record is from RefSeq and is a predicted model, not a curated record.
AUGUUCAAAGUCGGUGGUUGGCUCAAGAGCCAUACGCCAGGGCAUGCAAAGAGCCUGGACUCUUUGGAUGAGCUUGCACAGAUACAGGAUGCGAUGAGUGCUGUUACCUACAUUAUGGCCGACGAUAUCGAAACCGCCGAAGAAUAUCUUAACAAGGGCAAUUCACCUUUCCACCAGCUAGGAGCGGGAGUAUGCGUCUUCAUAAGAGCAACAUUAGGUUUCGAGCCGGAAAUCGUUCGCGAAGCUGCCAACGCCUUGUACAUAGCCGAGAACUCGGCCUACGAACAACAGCGACGUGCUAGCAAAGAUCCCAGCUCGCAUCGGUCGCCCAUAUAUCCUCCAGGCACUGAAUACGCGGUAUGCAUGGCCGAGGCACAAUUAAUGAGUGCUGUGGUCGGCGUGCUCAACGAGAGCUUGACGGAGGCCGUUAAGAGUUUCUACAAGUUGAGGAAAGCAUACAUUGCACUGGAAGCUGUGAUGGAGAACGAGAAGAACUUUCUCAAGGAGAGGAGUACCAGCAGUAUCAGCUCGUCAGGGUCCCGUGGCUCUGGCAAUGCAUCUGCUGCAGCGUCAAACUCUAGUCCCAAACAGACUACGACGGUCACUGGACCGGAGUCAAAGAAAGGCACCAAAGAUGGCGAUGAUGACGAAUUCGAAUUCGUGGAUGCCGCAGAAGACCGACCAAACGAUGCGACACCUCCAGAGUACGCCGGUCACUUGAACGUCAAUGCUGACAAAGAUGCUUCAUCGAGUUCGGGAACGGCUCUCCGCACAGGAAGAGCAAAGUCGUCCUCUACGGCGAAUGCCAUUGCAUAUUUUGAGCAGCUCACGUUGAGCGAUGACGGCGUGGAUAUUUCCACGUUUAGUGAUCACCCGGUGGAUGUCUUCGUUAUUUCUGGAUCCAACUUUUGCUUCGGAAUGUUGCUGCUCAUGCUCUCAUUCAUACCGCCUUCUUUUGCCUCCUUGCUGAAGAUUGUCGGUUUCAAGGGGGACAGGGAGCGAGGUAUGAAGAUGCUUUGGCAGGCCACCAAGUUUCACAAUAUCCACGGCGCCAUGGCUGGUGUGGUGCUUAUGGGAUACUUGAAUGGUAUCACAAACUUUUGUGACAUUCUCCCCACCAAGGGCGAGGGCUCCUACCCCAAGGAGAAGUGCGUGGCUUUGCUUCGCUACAUGCGCGAAAGAUACCCUAAAAGCCAUCUCUGGCUCCUUGAAGAGUCGCGAAUGUUGGCAUCGGAGAAAGAGCUAGAGAAAUCUGUGCAAUUCAUGGCUACUGCGGGCGACUCAAAGCUCAAGCAGCUUAAGGCUUUGAGCUGGUUCGAACGCAGCCUCAACAACAUGUAUAUGCAUGACUAUCAGGCCGCUGCCGCUGGUUUUGAAAAGUGCAUUACCUUGAACAACUGGAGUCAUGGACUGUACUACCACAUCAUAGCCUCAUCCUACGUCGAGCUCUACCGACGAAAUAAGACAACCGACCCGACGGAAGCAAAAGAAUACGGGAAGAAAGCCGAAGAGUACUUCAAGAAAGUCGUCCCCAAUACAGGCAAGAAGAAGUUCAUGGCUCGCCAACUGCCGUUUGACGUGUUCGUUGCCCGCAAGGUGCAGAAGUGGGAGGCUCGCGCAAAAGAAUGGAAGUGCGAUCUGGUGGAUGCAAUCGGCGUGUCACCUUUGGAAGAGAUGAUAUUUUUCUGGAACGGCUACAAACGAAUGCGAGACGACCACCUUGAAGUUUCACUUGCCAACUUGGCCUGGAGCGAAUCGCCGGCCAAUCCACACUGGGGCAAGGAAGACGUGGACGAAAAGAGCAUCCUCCAUGUCCUCCGCGCAGCCACUCUGCGGAACAUGAACAAGCCAGCCGAAGCCAAGGCCAUUCUGGAAAAGGAGGUGCUGCCCGUCGACCGCACGCUUCUUAAUGGAAACUUUCGAGACAACUGGACGGCACCGUGCGCACGCUACGAAAUGGCCGCCAACAUCUGGCGCGAGGCAGAUGCUGACAGUCGCCCCGAAGAACACCCCCAGCUGCUGGUCCAAUGCAAGGACUGGCUGGAAGAAGUGACCAAGUGGGGCGGCUACGAUCUAGACGUAAGAAUCGGAAUGAAGAUUACGAGUGCCAAGGAGACGCUGAGGAAAUACGGAAUUCAAUGUUAG